Guyanagaster necrorhizus is the source of this 1386-nucleotide messenger RNA. RefSeq lists its product as uncharacterized. Gene Ontology annotation, molecular function: cyclosporin A binding; peptidyl-prolyl cis-trans isomerase activity. Gene Ontology annotation, biological process: protein folding; protein peptidyl-prolyl isomerization. The transcript is spliced from 6 exons. Bases 68 to 1006 code for a protein of 312 amino acids. NCBI's taxonomy places the organism in Eukaryota, Fungi, Basidiomycota, Agaricomycetes, Agaricales, Physalacriaceae. Gene Ontology annotation, cellular component: intracellular membrane-bounded organelle; cytoplasm. The record is from RefSeq and is a predicted model, not a curated record.
CGAGCGCGUCUGUGCAGGGCCGCGAUUCCUUCCUCUUCGAUUUCCAGUUGCCACCACACGACACACGAUGUCCCGACCAAGGGUAUUCAUGGACUUUUCUGUCGACGGCCAGUCAUUGGGCAGGGUCAUCUUUGAGCUUUUUGGUGAUACUGCACCGAAGACAAGCGAAAACUUCAGAGCCCUAUGUACUGGGGAGAAAGGCGUUUCUUCGUCUGGCGUGCCGCUCUACUACAAAAACAGCAUCCUGCACAGGUGCAUCAAGGAUUUCAUGAUCCAAGGAGGAGACUUCACCAAGCGCAACGGCACCGGCGGCGAAUCGAUAUACGGAGGUAUGUUCCCUGACGAAGACCUCACCCGGCCUCUGGACUCGGAAGCCUUGCUCUGCAUGGCGAAUAGAGGUCCCAAUACCAACGGUUCUCAGUUCUUCAUCACCCUGAGGGAAUGUCCCCACUUGAAUGGAAAACACGUCGUAUUCGGCAAGGUCAUUCGCGGUUACGACGAUGUUGUCAAAAAAAUCGUCGGCGUCCCUGUAGAUACGAAGGAUCGUCCCACAACCGCGGUUACAAUCACCAGUUGUGGCGAACUUGAGCUUCGCAAAAAGCAACGUGGGUUUCCUUUUGACUGGCACUCCAUCAACCUCACGUCGUGUCAAGCCUCAAAGCGUGAUCGUUCCGUUUCGGAAGAAAAAGAAAACGAAGACCGCAGGAGGCGCUCCCAUCAGCGCUCUCCAAGUACAGAUUCAGAGCCUUCGCGUCGCAACGAGACGUCCAAGCGAAAGAAGCGCAGUAAAGACAAGAAGAAGGACGAAACGCUGUUGCAAGAAACCGAAGAAGAGUACGACGCAAGACUCGAGAGAGAAGAGAAUGAACGAAUAGCAGAGCAGAGAAGGAAGGAAUUGGAAAGAAUCAAGCGCCAACACGAAGCCGAACUUGAAUCAAAGAAUGGUGUACGAUUCAAGGGGCGAGGAAGAAUGAAAUUUGUUGAUCCCGAAUCUACAUAUAGGUAGGUAGCCCGUGCCAGGCAUAACGUUCCGAAAAAGUACAUCAUUCACGAUGCGCAAAUCUUGUCCCUUCAACUGAUCCAAGCAUAUUUACACCAUCAGUAUGGGAGCGAUAAUGCCCGAAAUAUCGCCUGUGCGAAUUUUUUUUUCGAGCAGCUUCGUUCUGUGACUCAGCGUCUAGCCUGCAUCAUUGGGUGGCGACACAAGUUGCCAGAGGUAAUCUGGACGUAAACACAGUACAAUUGUUCGACCUCAAGGGCCGGAUCUGAUCCUCCUUAUUUGGCGUCUCCUUGCACUACUUGUGUACAUACACGGUUACCCCGGCCUCGCGUUGUGAGAGGAAUGAUACAUGAAGUCACUAUGGUAACUGCAGUGCUUCCUUCGUG